GCCUGUGUCGAGGGUGGAUCAGAUGGACCAGGUGGUGUCCAGGGCUCGGAGGUGGGUGCUGGGGCAGGGAGUGGUGGCCUAGGAGGGGGCCUGAUGUCUUGGGGGGGCUACAGCCCUGUGACUCUUGUGGAGGCAGGGACAAGGGGAGGCUAGCUGUGCUGCACACGGCCUGUGGCAGGUCUGAGUCAAAACACCUAAGGCCGACCCCGGCGGUCAUGCGGAGGGCUGCCCAGUCAUCGCCUUAUGCCGGCCUGGGUCACUCAGGCAGGCUGGGCGCGGCCCCGUCAGCUGUGACUCAGGCCCCAGCGGCCUCGCCACGCAGCACCGGGCAGGGGCAUCGGGCACAAGGACCCCCCUCCCCAUGCCCUAGCCCCGCUUCUCCCCUUGGCCACCCGAAAGACCCUGCUCCGACCUGUGUCUGGCACAGACUGGGUAGGAACCUGGGGCCCUCUGCACCUGCUGUCCCCAGCCCUUUAGCUGGGGGUGGGGGUGGGGUGGAAGUGGGGGGAGCGUCAGGGCCACCCGGCUCUGGACGGGAAGUCAAGUUGGGGGCGGGGUGAGGAGCCAGCUCCAGAGAAGAUUCAGCAGGAGAGGGAAGCAGAGGGGGCCUAGCCCCGAAGACGAUGGUGUCCCACUGAAGACCUGGCAAACCUCUUUCCAGAUCCGGAGGCACAGACCAGGCUCCAGUAUAUAAAUCAGGCAAAUUCCCCAUUUGAGCAUGAACCUCUGAAAACUGCCGGCAUCUGAGGUUUCCUCCAAGGCCCUCUGAAGUGCAGCCCAUAAUGAAGGUCUUGGCGGCAGGAGUUGUGCCCCUGCUGCUGGUUCUGCACUGGAGACAUGGGGCGGGGAGCCCCCUCCCCAUCACCCCUGUCAACGCCACCUGUGCCAUACGCCACCCAUGUCACAACAACCUCAUGAACCAGAUCAGGAGCCAACUGGCACAGCUCAAUGGCAGUGCCAAUGCCCUGUUUAUUCUCUAUUACACAGCCCAAGGCGAGCCAUUCCCCAACAACCUGGACAAGCUGUGCGGCCCCAAUGUGACGGACUUCCCGCCCUUCCAUGCCAAUGGCACGGAGAAGGCCAGGCUGGUGGAGCUGUACCGCAUAGUUGUGUAUCUCGGCACCGCCCUGGGCAACAUCACCCGGGACCAGAAGAUCCUCAACCCCAGCGCCCUCAGCCUCCAUAGCAAGCUCAACACCACUGCCGACAUUCUGCGAGGCCUCCUUAGCAACGUGCUGUGCCGCCUGUGCAGCAAGUACCACGUGGCCCACGUGGACGUGACCUACGGCCCCGACACGUCGGGUAAGGACGUCUUCCAGAAGAAGAAGCUGGGCUGUCAGCUCCUGGGGAAGUAUAAGCAGAUCAUCGGCAUGUUGGCUCAGGCCUUCUAGCAGGAGGUUGUCAAGUGCACAGUGAACUGAGGGAUCUCAGGAUUGGUGUCCAAAUGUGGGGGCCUGUCCCAGGGUGGCCAGGACCCAGGGCAUCACUAAAUCCAAACAGGGGCUGCUGGCAGACCCUGAGGGUGCCUGGCCAGUCCACUCCAUUCUGGGCUGUGCUGUGAUGAAGCCGAGCAGGGUGGAAACUUCCAUAGGGAGGGAACUAGAAGAAGGCACCCCUUCCUCUGGGAGACUAUGGACUGGGGAGCGUGGGCUGGACUUCUGCCUCUGCGUUUCCCUUUCGCCCCUUGCUCGCUUUGUGCAGUGAGCAAACUACACAAGUCAACUACAACAGCCCUGACCACAGGGCAAGACAGCAGGACCCAGGGGCGUGAACCAGCCCCCAGCAAAUGAUCACCAUCUGUGCCUUUGCUGCCCCUUAGGCAGGGACUCAGGUGGGCCAGAGGGGUUAGGACCUCAAAGGACUCCUUGUCCCUUAGAAGGUUGGUGAGUGGAAGAUAGAGAGGGGCCUCUGGGAUGGGAGGCUGUCUUCUUUUGAACAUGAUCAGAGAACUUGGGCAUAGGAACGGUCAAGCAGAAGUUUCUAGAAGGAGGUCACUGGCAUUCAGGCUCUCGGGGAGGCAGAGAAACCACCUUCAGGCCUUGGAAGGAAGACGUUGGGAGGAAGAGAGGCCCUCAAAGCCUUGGUGGGUUCUUCCUUCUCUUCCCCUCGGUCUUCCCUGCAGCCUGGGAUGGCCAGGGUCUGGUGGCUGGACCUGAAGCAGGGGUUUGUGGAGGGGGUAGGGCAGGAGCAGGUUGCUAAGUCAGGUGCAGAGGUUCUGACAGAUCCAGAGUCUUCCUCUGGGUGAGAGUCUUUAAAGAGUAGCUCAGAGUAGCAGUGCACAUCUGAGGCCCCGGGAGGCCUUGUGAGGUCACACAGAGGUACUUGAGGGGGACCAGAGGCCGUGUCUGGUCCCCAGGGCAAGGGGACAGCAGAACUUGAAGUCAGGGUCUCAGGGAACCCUGAGCUCCAAGUGUGCUGUGCGUCUGACCCGGCAUGAUUUCUAUUUAUUAUGAUGUCCUAUUUAUAUUAACUUAUUGGUGCUUUCAGUGGCAAAGUUAAUUCCCCUUUCGCUGGUCUCUACUCAACAAAAUAUGGUGACGGCUCCUGACACAGGCGCCGCGGCCAGGGCUUAGCAGAGCCUGGUCUGGAAGUCAACAAUGUUACAAGUGGAAUAAGCCUAUGGGUGAAGCUCAGAGAAGGGUCAGAUCUGAGAGAAUGAGCAGGGGAGUGGGGGGCCUGGAUCCACCCCCAUCUGCUAUUGUGCCUUGCUUCGGGGUAUUGGGGUCCAGGUUGCAGGGGCUGGGCAGGUUUGUGGCGAGGCAAGGUGCCUUACUCUCUUGGUUCCAGGGGUCUGUAUUCUUAGGCACCGCCACAUUGUGUUGUGAGGGGCAUCGCUCAUGGUUGAAAUUGUGCCCCUGGAGCAGUGGGCAAGGCAGUCCUGGUGGCCCAUCCUGUCCCUGUUUCUGUGUCCCCAUGCUGCCUCUGAAAUAGCGCCUUGCAACAAUCUUGUCCCAGCACCCAGCGUGCUCGCACACAGUGGGGAAGCGCCUCGGGUGGCCGGACACCCACAGAGGGCACAAGGGCCUGGCUGGGCCAGACCCUUGGAAGGUAGGGUAGACUGGGGGCAUCAGCUGCCCGCUGCUCCCAAGAGGAGGAGAGGGAGGCUGAAGAUGCCUGGGACUCAGACCAGGAAGCUGUGGGCCCUCCUGCCCCACCUCCGGCCCACUCCCACCCAUGUCUGGGCUCCCAGGCAGGGAACCCGAUCCCUUCCUUUGUGCUGGGGCCAGGCAAGUGGAGAAACGCCCUCCAGCCUGAAAGCAGGGGAGGGAGGGAGGCAGCCGAGUUGGGGCAGCUGCUCUGAGCAGCAUUCUGGCUUCUUCUCAAACCCUGAGUGGGCUGCCGGCCUCCAAGUUCCGCCAACAAGACGAUGGUACUAAUUAUGGUACUUUUCACUCACUUUGCACCUUUCCCUGUCGCUCUCUAAGCACUUUACCUGGAUGGCAUGUGGGCAGCGUGUGAGCUGGUCCUGAGGCCUGGGGUUGGGGUGGAGGGCGCAGCCAGGAGUUGUCCAUCUGUCCAUCCCAACAACAAAACAAGGAUGUGGCUCUUGAGAUGUGGGUCACACUCUCCCUUGUCCAGGAUUCAGGGGCUGCCUCCCCUUCCCUGCUCCAUCCGGCUUGGCUUGGGCUGGCUACACUCCCCCAAGACAGACUUCAAGAUAGACAAACUCAUGUGAAAACCAGAGUUGCUGAUUCCAACCAGAUCCCGCUUGCUCGCCCAUCACCUCAUCUUCCUGUGGACUUGGGUGCCCUAUGCCAGGCCCACCUGGUGGCCCUGGAUCCAAGGCGCUCUCCUAGCCAGCCUAGACUUGGCCCGGAGGUGCCCAUCCUCAGUGCUCCCUCCAGAUCCCAUCCAGCAGCUCAGCAUCUACUCCGCUCAGCAUCACUGAAUCAUGGAGCCUUUGUAUGAAACAGCUCUGCCGGGCCGAGAGCUGUGCUGCUCUUCCCUUUACAUCUGCUGGUGUGGACCAUACCCAGGCCUGGGCCAGAGGAAGAGAGAGGGAUGGGCAUUUUGUAGUUUACCAAGAGAGAAGUCUCUGGGCCCUUAUUUAUUAUUUAAACAUUUAAACAAAAAAGCACUGCUAUUUACUUGUCUCUCCUCCUGCUCCUCCCCAUCCUCCUCCUUGUCCCUGACUUGGGGCACUUCCACCCUGACCCAGCCAGUCCAGUUCUGCCUUGCCAGCUCUCCAGUGUAGACGUAGUGUGUGGGGUGGAAGCCCUGGGACCCAGGAGGUAGCCUGUCCCUGCAGAUGGUACAGAUGUUCCUUAGAAUCAUCUCUAGUUCCCCACCGCAAUCCCAGCACCCAGCCCUCAGUCCCCCCACGUCCCGGCUCCGUGGGCCCACCAUGUGGCCUUAGGGUUUCCCUCCUUCCUUUCCACUGAAAAGCACUUGGCCUUGGGGGACAAAUUCCUCUUUGAUGAAUGUACCCUGUGGGGAUGUUUCAUACUGACAGAUUAUUUUUAUUUAUUCUAUGUCAUAUUUAAAAUAUUUAUUUUUUAUACCAAAGGAAUACUUUUUUUUUAAGAAAAAAAGAGAAAUGAAUAAAGAAUCUGCUCUUG
Molecule: messenger RNA, 4559 nt
Organism: Callithrix jacchus (white-tufted-ear marmoset)
Lineage: Eukaryota; Metazoa; Chordata; Mammalia; Primates; Cebidae
Gene: LIF
Product: LIF interleukin 6 family cytokine
Biological process (GO): positive regulation of cell population proliferation; immune response; regulation of cell differentiation
Cellular component (GO): extracellular region
Molecular function (GO): growth factor activity; cytokine activity; leukemia inhibitory factor receptor binding
Source: RefSeq, a predicted model, not a curated record